AUGCAAGCGAUUAAGGAACUAUCCCUCACAACUGGCACAGUCAUAAUGGACGUCGUGCUUCCCACCACAAAAAUCAUGGCUCCCUCCCUCCUAAAGAAUAAAGUCUCUAUCCUCUCCGUCCCCCGCAGCACUCACACAUAUGGUUCCCACCCACGCCAAACCCUCGAUCUCUACCCCUCUAGCAACACUUCCAAUUCCUCCCCCAUACUAAUUUACCUCUACGGCGGUGGUCUCAUCCGCGGCGACAAAACCCUUGAUAUACCAUUCCUCGAGAACCUCGUAUAUCACAAUCUAGGCGCUUUUUUCUCCAAACGAGGCAUCACAACCAUUAUUCCAGACUAUCGACGGGUGGACAGCGAAAUCGGUGGGGAAGGGGCCAUCUACCCCAGCGGAGCGGAAGAUAUAUCCACCGUCCUCCAAUGGCUCUCCAAAACCGAUCUACUUGAUGGCAAAGGAAAUAAAAGAGAUGUGUACCUUAUGGGUAAUUCAGCAGGAGGCCUUCACAUCGCCACGUAUCUUCUCGAACCUCGGUUUCUAGAGGAGAGAAAAUCGUGGCAGGGAGGAUCUAAUGUGACAUUGAAAGGAGUCGUUAAAGUCGGAGCUCCGUAUAAUUUCGAUGGAUCGCGGGCUGACCGAAAAGAUAUGUUAGAUCGGUAUUAUGGGAGUGAUGAAAACAUCCAAACGAAGAGUCCCUGUGGCUUGUUGAAAGCAGUAGGAGAAAGUAAGAAGUCAAGAGAGGAAUUGGGAAUUCCGAAAUUACUGGUUAUGAAUUCGGAGUGGGACCCUGUGGAUGAGAUUCUGAAGUCCAACGAUGAUUUUGUGAAGCUAGGGGAGGAGGUUUGGGGAGAGAAGAUUGAGGUUAUCAAGAUUCAAGGCCAUAAUCAUAUUAGUCCGCCAAUGGCUUUAAGUAGUGGAGAAGGAGAAGAAUGGGGCGAGCAGGUGGCAAGAUGGAUCAGAGGCAAUGCUUAA
This is a messenger RNA of Sclerotinia sclerotiorum 1980 UF-70, 969 nucleotides long. RefSeq lists its product with no specific name. The transcript has a single exon. Lineage: Eukaryota; Fungi; Ascomycota; Leotiomycetes; Helotiales; Sclerotiniaceae. The record is from RefSeq and is a predicted model, not a curated record. Bases 1 to 969 code for a protein of 322 amino acids.